AAAUAAAGGGGGUUUAUGUUGUUUGGGUGGCAAGGACUUGAGCAAGAGAUUGGGGUAGAAAGGAAGGAAAUUUUUGAUGAAUCAAUUUUGGAGGAAUAUGAUUUUGGUGUUUGGAAGGAAGACUUGACUUCAGAAAUCAAACCACAAGAAAACUUAGAAGAGACAAAGGAUAAACCUAAAUUAAGCCAAAAUAGCGAACAACUAGAUCCAAAUAAAAUGGAAAAGAAACUUAGGAAUAGAAUCAGGUCAAGAAAAGCAAGAAAGAGGAAGAAGGAAUAUCUUGAAGAACUCGAGACUAGAGUAAAAUACCUUGAAAAGGAAAACAUUCGACUUUUAAAUUUGCUGAAUCAAAACAAAUCAGAGAGUCAGAAAGAUAACCCAAUGAAUUCUAAGGUUCCGAUCAAUGAAUAUGAUAAAGUCCUCAGAAAGGUUUGGUCUAAUGUUAUUGACCUUGAAACCUUCGAUAAGAAGGAAAAUCCAAAGCCUCUUGCUGAUAUCUGGGAUGAUGAAUGUUGGAAACUACUUGAAAAGCACAAGUCUUUCGUUGAUUCAGCUAUAAAAAUGCUGAUCAAUAACAUUCAUGGGAAUUCAACUCCUCCAUAUUGGAAAGACCUGACUGAAGAAUACACCACUGACUACAAUAUAAUCAAGAAGCUCAAUAGUAGGACUAAGUAUCAGAUCCCUGAGUUCAUGGAGAGCCACGAGUUGAAUGAGCUUGAUCUCUUUGUGGCUUCACUGAACCCAACAAAGAACCAAUUCAAUUUCCUCAGAAAAGUUCUUUUUAAAAAGAUGUUUGAGCUUAAGAUGAAAUGCCAAGAAGCAAUAAAGAAGUUGCUUGAUGCAAAGAUUAUAAUACAAGAAACCUAUGGGGAACAUUUCCUCAUUGGAGGAUUGUUCUUGGCAAAAUCUGGAAUAUUCAAGGAUGAACAAAUCAUAAAUUCCAAAAUUAAAGAGACUAUUAUAAAGAAAGAAGACACCUUAAAAGAGGUAUGGAAGGUUAAAUCAGAGCCUUAUACACUCACCUACAAACUCUCAAGCGAUAAGAUCAUCGGAAGGGCUAUUAAACAGCAUCUCUCCAAGGAGAAUUAUCGGAAAAACUUAGAUUUUAAUCGAUUCUAUAUCAACGUCACGUAACAUGUUAACCAAACCUAAACUUCUUCAGGCCGAUCAUUUCAUCCCAUGAAUCUUGGUCCUACAUUUCA
Molecule: messenger RNA, 1202 nt
Organism: Moneuplotes crassus
Lineage: Eukaryota; Ciliophora; Spirotrichea; Euplotida; Euplotidae
Source: the annotation of a GenBank genome assembly